This is a messenger RNA of Prunus avium (sweet cherry), 1779 nucleotides long. Its product is annotated as calcium-binding EF hand family protein. Gene Ontology annotation, cellular component: uniplex complex. Gene Ontology annotation, molecular function: calcium ion binding. The record is from RefSeq and is a predicted model, not a curated record. NCBI's taxonomy places the organism in Eukaryota, Viridiplantae, Streptophyta, Magnoliopsida, Rosales, Rosaceae. Gene Ontology annotation, biological process: mitochondrial calcium ion homeostasis; calcium import into the mitochondrion.
UGGCCCAAAUCCCCAUAUAUCACCGUACCUUCUCCAACUAACUUUCACAACGUCGUCGUCUCCGUCCACACUUCUCUGCAACAUUUAGCGCAAUUUUUCCCAUGUCCCGCUUACAAUCCCUAACAAGAUCCACACCGUCCAUCCACCAGCGGCUCUCAGUCCGCCACUUGUCCACUGCACCACAGCCAUCAUCAUCGUCACUCUCGUCUCUGAUCACUGCCUCGAGCCUCGACUCUAACCCUCACCAAAACCCCUCUUAUGGCUCCUUCAUCAAAUGGAUCUCGGGCUUCGCUGUGGGCUCGGGGCUAGGGCUUCUCUACUGGUCUUCUCCCAAUUCGGUCUUGACUUUCGCCGAUUGGUCAACGGUGGUCCCGGGAGAAACUUUGGAGGAUCCGCCUUCGCGUUCCUUGUCUCAGAAACUGUCUUUGCCCGAGAUUACCCCUAGGUUUCUCUUCGGAGAUGCUUAUAGAAGAAAGAUCUUCUUCAACUAUGAGAAACGCAUUAGGUUGCGAAGUCCGCCUGAGAAGGUUUUUGAGUAUUUUGCAUCCUCUAGUACGCAAGAGGGAGAGUUACUUAUGAGGCCGGAAGAUCUUAUGAGGGCAGUAGUUCCGGUUUUCCCUCCAUCUGAGUCCCACCUUGUUAGAGAUGGAUAUUUGAGAGGGGAAAGAAAUCCUGGAGAUUUGCGCUGUUCUCCUUCUGAAUUUUUCAUGCUUUUUGAUGUAAACAAUGACGGGCAUAUUUCUUUUAAAGAAUAUAUUUUCUUUGUGACACUACUAAGCAUCCCAGAAUCAAGUUUUUAUGUCGCCUUUAAAAUGUUUGACACUGACGAUAGUGGAAAAAUCGAUAAGGAAGAGUUCAAGAAAGUGAUGGCUUUGAUGCGAGCCUGCAAUAGACAAGGUGCUAACCACAGGCAUGGAAUUCGAACUGGGCUAAAAUUCAAUGGUUCUGUAGAAAAUGGUGGGCUUGUCGAGUACUUUUUUGGUAAAGAUGGGAAGGAUUGUCUCCAACUUGAUAAAUUUGUCAAAUUUUUGAGAGAUUUACAAGAUGAAAUGGUAAGGUUGGAGUUUGCUCACUAUGACUAUAAAUUACGAGGAACCAUAUUGGCAAAGGACUUUGCCUUGUCCAUGGUUGCUUCUGCUGACAUGACUCAUUUAAGCAAUUUGCUCAAUCGGGUUGAUGAAUUGAACAAUAAACCACAUCUUAAAGACGUGCGCAUCACAUUUGAGGAAUUCAAAAAUUUUGCCGAGCUUCGGAAAAAAUUGCAGCCAUUGUCUUUGGCCCUUUUCAGCUAUGGAAAAGCAAAUGGCAUGUUAACACGAGAGGAUUUCCAGCGAGCUGCUUCUCAUGUUACCAGAACUUUUUGGAAGUUUACAGAGCCUUUUGGAACUGUUGCCUUAAGUUUGUGGCGUAUCUCUGACUGACAAUGUGGUCGAAAUCAUCUUCCAUGUGUUUGAUUCGAACCGAGAUGGAAAUUUAAGCUUAGCCGAGUUUUUUAGAGUUUUACACCAACGGGGAAGGGACAUUGCUCAACACGUGGAUACAGGAAUCAUGGUUCUCGACUAAUUAGAUUUGGCUGCAUGGACCCUAUGUAUAACGUUAGGUUGAUACUGGUUUGAUAGCUCAAGGGGGUGAAUCCUCUUGUAAAUUCGUAAAAUAUAACCUGUAAGUAGCUAGAUAAGUUAUAGCUCUAUCUAACAGUGAUAUUUCAGCUGUUGUAAUGUGCUCGUCCUCUUGCUCCUAUCUCUAAUGUAAAAAGUUCCAUUUUGUGUGUGUUUCGCA